AUGCUCAGGCUGGCAGAGAAGAUGGACCCCCUCCCCACAAAGCAAGUGGCCAGCUCAUUGGAUUGCAAGGCAGAACCACCCCACGAGGCCAUCCAUGGCGGCUCCCCCGCCUCACCUCACCUCCGGCCCGGCUCUCCUCGACGGCGCGAACCCAGAAAGUCACCGGCCGGCAGCAGCAGCAGCCCCUCCCUCGGGGCGGCCAUCCGCGCUGGCAGCAGCAGCAGCAGCAGCAGCAGCACCCAGGCGCCGCCGAGCUCGCGGCCAGCCCGGACAGCGGCCCGUCCAGAGCCCUCCGCGGCUGCCGCCCCUCCUCCCGCCACAAGGGAAACUUCGCGGCCUCCGAGCUGCUGCUGCUGCCCAGCGCGGUCGGGCCGGCAGGCAGUGGGUGCUGCUUGCUGCGCCCCGGCCCACUUGUUCCAACUGGUGUUACCUGGCGGGCGGCGCACCUGCCCCCCUGCUCGGCUGCGGCCGGCAGCAGCGGGGCGGGCCUCAUCCCCCGGCGGCGAGCCAGCCGACACGUCGAGCGGGCGGGCCGAGUCCACGAGUCACGCGCGGCAGCUGCCGGCGAGGAGGGGGGCCAGGAGGCGGCCGGCCGCCACCUGCGCGAGGGCCGAAGAGCUCUGCUCUGCAAAGGCGCCGGCCGGGGUCGGGGGGCAGCGCCCUCUGCCAGGCGGGUGGAGGCGGCGGCGGGGCCGCGAGGGCGCUCCCCCGGCCCCACAUGCUUGCUUGCCCGCCCGGCGGCGGAUGGAAGGCAGCGCGCGCAGCCCCACUGACUCUGCGCCCACACGGGCCGACGACGGACACACCCCUUUGCUCCCAGCCCCGUCGUGCAGCCUGAGGCGGCCGCCCCCCGCCCCCAACCCGGGUCCGGUACUCCACACAACAAAAGAACCACCAUGAUCUGGAAAAGACAAAGCAGCAAACCCCAAACGCUUGUGUAUUUUGCUGGACUGCAACUAAUUAGGAAGCAACAGUGUCCACAGGAAUAAAUACACUUCAAACAUCCAA
Molecule: messenger RNA, 1008 nt
Organism: Hemicordylus capensis (graceful crag lizard)
Lineage: Eukaryota; Metazoa; Chordata; Lepidosauria; Squamata; Cordylidae
Product: translation initiation factor IF-2-like
Exons: 3
Coding region: 1-900 (299 amino acids)
Source: RefSeq, a predicted model, not a curated record